Molecule: messenger RNA, 1529 nt
Organism: Stegostoma tigrinum
Lineage: Eukaryota; Metazoa; Chordata; Chondrichthyes; Orectolobiformes; Stegostomatidae
Gene: nrbf2b
Product: nuclear receptor binding factor 2b
Exons: 4
Coding region: 244-1137 (297 amino acids)
Biological process (GO): autophagy
Source: RefSeq, a predicted model, not a curated record
CGUGACGUCACAGGAGCCCCGUCGUCAGGCCCGGGGGCCGGCGGGGCGGAGGCUGAGCUUCGGCGCGGCCUUCCCAGCGCUCGGCUCUCCCUCCCCUCAACCCCCAGCUCGCUCGCUCGCUCUCCGCACCCAUGAGCGCGGCCCUGACGAUGGCGGGGGCCGGGCCGAGCUGAGGCCGGCCCAGCCCAGCAACCGCCCGCCCCGCGGAUUUUCCUGAAUGCGGCCGACUGGAGGAGGAACCCAAUGGACGUUAUGGAAAGCCCUCUGAACCUGGCUCACCAGCAGAGCAGAAAGGCGGAGCGUAUGCUAGCAGCAGGAAGGUAUGCUGAAGCAAUUGAUUGUCAUGGGAAAGCUGCAGAUCAUCUCGGAGAAGCCAUGAAACUAACAGAGUCAGAACAGGCUUUGUUAUCACUGGAGCUGCAGAGAGACAGUCAUAUCAAACAUCAGCAUCUAAUCCAUGAAAGAUGGAAGCGACCUAGGAAAGAGGAGAAGUUGAGAGCUCAGAUACAGCCAGAAGCAGCAGACGGGGAAACUGAUCCCCCGUUACCACUGAAACCAUUCUCUGAUGAAUCUGAUGGUCAGAAGACUGUUCCCACAAGUGCAGAAAUGAAUAGCCUUAACCAGGAGGAAUACCUGCGGCAAAUUCGGAAGUCCUGUGAACGGGAGCCAGAUACUCUUCUCUUUUUGUUGCACAAGAAGCACGUUCCUUCCAAGACCUGUGCAGUGAACAAAGCUCCUAAAGAUGACAAGACGAGGAUAGAGGAACAAGAGAUGAAAAUUUCUGAACUGAAAAGACUUGUUGAUCUACUUAUAGCUGAGAAUGAGACACUAAAGAAAGAGAAUAAGCUGCUAAAGGCAGAGAAUGCGCGACUGAAGAAAUUGCCAUUGGAUAAGGAAUUAGACAUGGAUUCAGACUUUGUGAAAUCAGACUUGUGGUGCAUCAGUCAACCGUCCGACAAUGCUACCAAUGCAGGAAAAGCGAAAGACAUUCCAAUACCCAACCUUCCUCCUUUGGAAAUGCCAAGUCAGAACAUUUCAUUGGAUGAUCUUCCCCCUUUAGAACUUUCUGAGGAGGUUGUGCGUAACCUGAAAGAACCAUUGGAUAACCAAAAGGAAACCUCAAAGGACAAACUAUAGGGAGCAUACUUGCAUUAAAACAAAACAGUUCGUUAAUAAACAAGUGGUACAGUGCCUCAAAACAGCAGUUCCUGUUCCUGCUGUACGUACUAUCAUCUGGUGCUGAUCUUGUAUGUACAGUCAGUGUGAAUUUCUCAUCCAGAUGGCUGGGGCACUGAUUAUAUUCAGGUACUCCACUCCAUGAAUCAGUCUGUGCCACUCAAUGAACUCUUAAUGUGAUGCAAAUUACAAAGCCAAUCAGGAACAUUAUAUGUAUUUCUACUGUAUGAUGAGGGAACCAAAUCAACAACUUUUAUUUCUGAAUGAUCAGUUUACAUUGAAAUAAUAGGGGUGCAUCAUUGUAUACUUUUUUAUUGUUUUCUUUCAGAAUAAACCAAUUACCCUGUGUGAUA